AUGGACCAUGGAGACCGCACAUGGACCAUGGAGACAUCACAUGGACCAUGGAGACCGCACAUGGACCAUGGAGCACUGUACUUACACCUCCUUCUUGCCUCAGGUUUCCCUCGUCCCGGCUUCAAAAACUUCACGUUUGUUGCGAUUGCCAAGACAUGGGCGGAGUCUCGGAGCUACUGUCGACAGCACCACACAGACCUGGCCAUGAUCCAAGACCAGAGCGAGAACUCUGCGGUCUUAGCCAUCUCGUCCACGUACCAGGUGUGGGUGGGUCUGUACCGAGAGCCCUGGAGGUGGUCCGACGGCAGCACCAGCUCCUUCACCAACUGGAUGAACGUCCAACCAGGAAACUCCCGGGGAAUCGAGCACUGUGUCCUGAAAAACAUAUACCAUCAGUGGAACGAUGGUGUUUGUUCUCAAACUUAUCCCUUCUUCUGUCAGAGAGGUGAAACCAGAACAUACAACUAG
Knipowitschia caucasica is the source of this 468-nucleotide messenger RNA. NCBI's taxonomy places the organism in Eukaryota, Metazoa, Chordata, Actinopteri, Gobiiformes, Gobiidae. The record is from the annotation of a GenBank genome assembly.